This is a messenger RNA of Owenia fusiformis, 1787 nucleotides long. NCBI's taxonomy places the organism in Eukaryota, Metazoa, Annelida, Polychaeta, Sabellida, Oweniidae. The record is from the annotation of a GenBank genome assembly.
ACCAGAUGAUAUAGACAUGAUAUUAAAAAUAGUUAAGACAUCAUUCUGAUUGUAAAGUUGUUAUAGUGAGGAUAGAGGAAAAACUUUUCCGUCAUUAUGAAGAAAAAUAAAAUAAUUAAAUGGGCCUUUCUAACCAUAGCUGUAUUGUAUACACUGAUAUUUCUCUACCUCGAAUCUUCAAAUAUAUUAUUUGACCAUAAAUCCCUAAGAAUCCACCUAGCAAGACUUAAUAAGGACAACUUUUGGCAAAAUAAACCUGAAACUAAAAAUUGGUAUCGAGAUCAGAAUAACAUGAGUGCCAGAAUAGGGAAUGCAGGUAUCGUUGAGGCCCAAGUGAAUGGAAGUGACAUUGAUCAUACUCAAAGUGAAAUUAUUCAAAAAGGAAACAGUAAGAACCAACCUUCCAAUAAUGUAAAUGAUGUCCAUAAAGAUCUGAAUGAUGGUGAUGAAGAAGUGAAAGUUACAAUUCCACAUAGUGCUAAACAUAAGGAAGAAGAAGAACAUGCAAUGAUUCAUAAAGAGAACACUAUUGAUUUAAAACAAUAUAUAAAUUAUAAUCAUAUACACAAACACUUAAAUCAAAUAUUAAACCCCAUAUAUUCUGAUAAAAAAUGGUGUAAUGGAAAAUUUAUAAAAAUUGCCCAACAAAUGGCUUAUCUUAAGGAUAGUAUUAUAGAUAGAACAAAGAUCACACCAAGUGACAGAGGAGGCGAAACAAUAAAAGAAACAUUGGACCAAAAAGAAGAGCGUGAAUAUUAUAAUUUCUAUUAUGGAGCUUUUAAUAUACAAUGCAAUGCAUCUAAAAUAAAUAUGAAAUUUAAACCACUACAUUUACAAAACUGGUUCAACUAUUUGAAAAUUAGCCCUUUGGUGAUGAAGCCGAAUAUGAUCAUCACUGGAUUAACUAUUGCUAUGCUAAGAGAGGAUUAUGCUCAUCUAUACUUUACUCUCAUAGAACUGUAUGAUGCAUUCCUCAUCAUGAAGAUGUUCAACCAUACUUUUCAGAAUACUAAUUUACUGAUACUAGAUGCCCAUCCACAAGGUCAUAUGGAUGAUUUAUUGAAGAAAUUAUUCAAAACUGUCUUCAGAUUAAAACAUUUAAAAACAUUAACACAAUUUGAACAUUUAAUAUGGGGAUUUCCAAUACAGAAAUCAUCGCUGAUAAACCCCAAUGUAAAGAAUCUCAAUAAACGAUUGUACCUCGACCAGUUUAAGCGAACUGUUUUAAAUCAAUUUGGGCAGAAAUCAAACCGAAUUCCCUCUUGUCGCAACCAAAAUAUUUUAUUUGUAUGGCGUCAUGACUAUGUGGCUCAUCCACGGAAUAAAAAUGGAAUAAUCUCAAGAAAAAUAACAAACGAGAUUGAACUUCUGAAUGUUACACGUGAAAGAUUUCCCAGUCACAACAUUAUAGGCAUUCAGCUAGAUGCACUUGAUAUUGGCAAACAAUUGAGAACAAUUUCAAAUACAGACAUCUUAAUUGGGAUGCAUGGGGCUGCAUUAGCUUAUAGUAUAUUUCUACCAAUUGGCAGCACUGUUAUUGAGUUAUUCCCAAAUAAAGGGAGAAAUUGGCAUUUUGAGUACUUAGCAAAAUGGAAUAAAUGUUUCUACCAGUCGUGGUAUAACAAUGAUACACAACGGUUUGACUCUAAUGGCACUUCUAUGACAAUACCAGCUAAUGUCAUCAGAUCAGAACUGAGAAAUGCUAUUGAUAACAUAUGUAAUGAUAAACGGAGAAUCAAAAAAAUAACUGAUGAUUAAAUACUAAAUAAAGUGGAAUAUAUGUUGAA